AUGUUUGCCUGGAUCUGCAUCGAAUUCAGAGGUCCCCUCGGGAUGAAAUGGACUCUCAAGCCAAGGGACCAUAGAUCCGAAUGGCUACCACGUGCAUGGUCCACUGACUCUUACGCAGAGUGUGACCAAGCCAAGAUGGGGUUCUUUUUCCACUUGGAGGAUAUUAAGAAGCUUGAAAUGCAGAUCCAUCCCUACUUCAAGAGUCUCAUUCCACUUGCAAAGGAAUGGUAUGGCCUGAUGAGGAACAACGACAACCCAGAUUCGGUAUCCUUUAAUGCUGUGCUUGAGAUGUUGGAUAGGCAUCAUGCAGAGCUUCCAAAGGACGAACCAUCCCCUGAAUUGUUAUUUGCCAGAAUGAUCCUCAAGCGAAAACGGUCAACUGGAAAUGCUCCUGAUUCUGCAGCAGAAAAGCCCCCACAGUCGACCCCUGACUUAGAUGUGGCUGACAACUCGAACCUUCGACAUACUAAUCGUGCAGGUGCUGGGAAGGGGGGUAGGAAUAGUCAACUUGAGAGAAUUGGUGCCUUAUUGGAUGCGCCUGGGCGGGCAACCAAACCCAAAGGCACAACCACCAUUGAUUCCAAUGCUCCUGUGAAUCCUCUCGCUCCAGCAGGUCGCAGGAGUCACUCAAAGAAGGCUCCUCCACCAUAUAGCGCCUCACAGCUAGUGGUAGAUUCCAGCGGUCCACCUUCAAGAAAACAAGGCAAAAAAGCCAAGAACGCUGCUGCCUUUGCCUCCAGCGUCGAGGCACUGAAUCAACCAAGCUUUUUACAAUGCAAAUAUGGUGAAUGGUUUGGGUUCUAUCCACCAAUUGUCCCUCCUCGCAUGGAGCAAGUUCUCAACAACUCCUUGAUAACUGCCAAGAGCACCAGUCAGAAGCUCACUACUACGAGCAUUCACACUUCAUCGCAACAAGAUCUUUCACACUUCAUCACAACAAGAUCUUUCAAAAACAACUUCAAUCCUUCUCUCUGGCCAAUCGGUCAGGAAUCACAAGGUAAAGCUAGUUAUUGUGGCGCCUCCCUCCUGUCAAUUGGCCAGAAAGCUCAAGCUGAAGUUACAACAUCCGAGGAUGACACUCCCCCUACUGAUGAUACUGACGAAAGCAACACUGAUGAAGAGAGUGAUGAUCAUGAUAAAGAAAUUGGUUGGGGAGGAGACCAUGGGUGUCAUAGUGUGCAUCCCAGUACAUGA
Suillus discolor is the source of this 1194-nucleotide messenger RNA. RefSeq lists its product as uncharacterized. The transcript is spliced from 5 exons. The coding region runs from base 1 to 1194 and encodes 397 amino acids. NCBI's taxonomy places the organism in Eukaryota, Fungi, Basidiomycota, Agaricomycetes, Boletales, Suillaceae. The record is from RefSeq and is a predicted model, not a curated record.